AUGGGGUUUGAGUGUUGUCUUGUGCAAGUGGUGGGUGAUGUGGCAAAAAGAGAAGACCUGGAAUCUUACGUGAACAAGGGACUCCAUAAGUUUGGACGCUUGGAUGUUUUGAUGGCGCCCUUUCUGGCAUAUUCUAUCAGCAAAGCUGCUUUGGAUCACAUGAUCCGCAAUGUUGCCAUGGAUGUGGCCAAAGAUGGCGUCCGGGCCAAUUGUGUUAGUCCUGGCAUGAUUUACACGGAAAUUUUCAAAAGGGUUGGGACACUACCAGCUGCCAAAGUUUCUUAUGAAACGGUAACAAAAUUGGCUGCGACUACUCAUCCUAUGGGAAGAUGUGGAAAUGUGCAUGAAGCUGCAAAAGCCAUUGCAUUCUUGGCUUCCGAAGACGCAUCCUUCAUCACUGGUGAAACCCUGAGAGUAGAUGGCGGAGCAGCUGUGUACCAGUCAAAGAUAGUCCAUCACGAUGAAAAUGAAUUAGUUUGAACUUUCUGAAGUCAAAACAUCAUAGAUUAUAUAGAGUGCCUCGUGCAUAAUUCUUCUUUUGUAAUGGAAAUGAGAAACAGAACUGGACUCCAAGGUAUUCUAGUUUUGAGAACUGGAAUUCGCCCAGUGUUUCGUUGCUGUUGAGACUUUCUCUAAUCAUUCCUUAGAAAUUUUCAGAGAAGAACAUCGGAUGAACAGCUCUCUUCAUAAGCAGUUGAUGUCCUCUUGAAACUGUACCAAGCUAUCAAUCACAUGAUUUCCAGUAUCUCAUCCCAGCUAUUAAAUUUUGAAAAUAAGUACAAUACUCUUAUGCCUGAUCGGAUCUAUGCUGGGCACAUUCUCCUUGAUUUUGAUUUUGUUUCAAGUGUGUUGAUCUAAUGAGUUACUUUAGUUCUGUGUUGC
Notodromas monacha is the source of this 882-nucleotide messenger RNA. The record is from the annotation of a GenBank genome assembly. Lineage: Eukaryota; Metazoa; Arthropoda; Ostracoda; Podocopida; Cyprididae.